Molecule: messenger RNA, 1633 nt
Organism: Misgurnus anguillicaudatus (oriental weatherfish)
Lineage: Eukaryota; Metazoa; Chordata; Actinopteri; Cypriniformes; Cobitidae
Source: RefSeq, a predicted model, not a curated record
AAAUGACCAUUCAGGGGCUUCAUUCUCGGAACGACCCGUCUGGUCAAACUGAAGCCAGAUGCACCACACAUUGAAUGUUUUCCUGUUAAUGAAGCACAACUGCAUGCAAACUGAAGCAUAACAGUAAGCAGUCAUGCAAAUUGACCUGGAGCUCCAGAUGGGUCAGACAGAGACAGAGCGGCUUGAGUUGGAGUGAUAACUGAAGUCUCGGAGAGGAAAUGAGAAAACAGCUGGAUGGAUGGAUGUGCGUGUGCUGAUGAAGGAGGGAACGGAGGAAAUGCGGUAUGUGUGUUCUUUGUCCGCAUUGGCAUUGUCCACUUUCAUCAUCUCUGUGGUGUUUGCCAUUAUCCCAUUAUGCAAUCAUUUACUCAUGUUGGCGUUUGCUCUGGCAGUGUCUGGUCUUGCCAUGGGUGUCAUUGACACCAUAUCUAACCUACAACUAGUCAAGAUCUACCAAAAAGACUCCACGGUUUUCCUGCAGGCUUUAAAAUACAAAAUACAAGCGCACCCAGAGCAGCCGCCAGCGCAGCCACCGCCAGCGCACCCAGAGCAGCCGCCAGAACAGCCGCCAGCGCACCCACCCUUGCAGCCCUCGCAGCCACCAGCCCUACCUCCUGAAUCUGUUUUGUCUGUGUCUGCUCCGCUGCCAUCCGCAGCACCACCUGUCAUGGUUCCUGCCUUGUCCCAAACCCCUUUCAUUCCCACCCAAUCUGGACCUCCCUCCAUGAACUUUGUUGUUCCCCCACCCCCCCUCCCUUGUUUGUUGUUUUUGUUGUCCCAUCCCAACCCAUUGGUCAUUUUUGCUUGUUUGCCUUUGUUAUUGUUUGUAAUGUUUUCUUGGAUCUUGUCUGUUUGUCAGUCUGUUUUGUCCCGUGUUUAGUGUUCCCCUUGAGGAGCGUCUGGUAGCCGCUCCUUAAAGGGGGGCUACUGUCAGGACCCGUCUGAAUCAUGUGUUAAAUUAGAUCUAGUCUUUGUGUUCGGGGUCCUGGCAGAACCAUGUUUUAUGUAGGAGAUGCGUGGUUUAAGUAUUGAAUUAUUCUGACCACGCAUUUCCCAGGUCUCAUCACUUUUUCCCCGAUCCCUUACUCUUGAUUCUUUUCAGGUGUGUGUCAUUAAGUUUUCCCUAUUUAAAGUCCUUGUGUUUGGUGUCUUGUACUGGUCCGUUUUGUCCUGUCAAUGUGAGUAUUUGAAGUCUGUUUAGUUUAGCCUAAAUCCAGUUGCUUGUUAUUGGUUUUUGUAGUUUAGUCUAGUUAGUAUAAUCCCGUGUAAAUCCUGUCUUUUGUUCAGUUUAUUGUUUGUUAUUUGCCCCAUCGUGGGUUUUGUUUUCUUGUUUUAUAUUUAAUAAAGUGUUUAGUGUUCAUAUACGUCUGCGCUUGGGUUCGUCUCUAAAAAUCCCUACACCUAUGAGAAAAAAUUACUUCUUUUCUGUAAUUUAUAGUAUUUGAUCUAGCCAAAAACGCAUCUAUGAGGUAUUUGUUUCCUACCCUGUCAGUUUAAGAUUCGACGCAGAUUCGACAGGUACGCCACCUUUCGAAAUACUUGUGAAAUGCACCGCUUGGUGUUUCGAAUCACUUUAUCACGUGACAUGGGUGUUUCGAAUCACAUUUCAGAGCAGUGUUUCGAAACAUUUACG